UUUAAGCAAAGACCACAGUGAGCGUAUGAAAAAGUCAUAUUCCAGACAUUGCCAUGGAAAAUGCUAUCAUUGAUCUAAACCUUAACGGCAGGGUGUUCCGCUUGAAGCGCUCCACAUUCCAGCGAUUACCUAUUGCUUGUCUGGAGUACGGAGAAGAUGGUCAAGGCGAGGUGUAUCUAGAACGCCAUGCAGACUGCUUUGAUGCUGUUCUUUGGUAUUUUACAAACGGAGAACUUCAUAUGCCUAAUUCAAUAUGCCCAGCCGUGUUUAAAAAGGAACUGGAGUUCUGGUCAGUUGACCCAAGUAAGCUGUCUCAGUGCUGUUACAUGAAAUACCUUUCGUUCUUUGAAGAUCAGAAAUUGCUUAAAACAUUUGAAGAGGACGAGAAAAAGUCCACGGGAGUAGGAAAACCCCCUAAAAUUGGAAGGAGUAAGUUGGAGAAAUUUCAGAGUAAAGUCUGGAGGACUCUUGACGAUCCAUCAUCCUCAGUUGCAGCAAAGAUAUACGUUGGUGUGUCGGCAUUCGUCAUACUUAUGUCCAUCUUUGUUCUCUGCGUAAGUACUCACCCUGCAUUCCAGAGAGAACUGCAGUAUGAUGAACUCGAGGCUUACUACAGUUCGGACCCGGAAAAGCUGGCUCAGGUCAAAGGUCUUCGUAACAAACCAAUCAGGAAUUCCGACGACAGCAAAGUUAAAAAAGUAUCGCCUAUUUCACCAAUAAAAGUCAAUCAUACAUUUUUGCCAGACCGGAAGCUGAACAACACCAUUGCUAGUGACCACGAAAAUCAAACGGCGGAUCUUUUGCCACCGCCAAACACAGUUGCGAGAUACACGUAUUUGGACUACUUGGAUUAUGGUAUGGUGACCUAUUUUGGAGUGGAACUAAUUAUAAGAAUUACGUUUUGUCCGAAAAAAUCGAAAUUUUUUUCAUCCUUACUUAAUAUUAUUGAUGUCAUAGCAUUUUCUUCGGAAGUUGCUACUAUGACAUUUGAAUACAUAUUCCCAAAGGAAAAGUAUAUCAAAUUUUCCGCUUUGGACAUCGUAGAAUGCAUUCAGAUAGCUAGAGUGUUUCGUCUUUUUCGUUUAGUGAAAAAUUUUAUCGGCUUUCGCAUAUUAAUUUAUUCCGUACGUGCAAGUCUAAAAAAUAUGUUGCUGAUGAUUUUCAACUUACUUGUUGCCGCCCUGAUUUUCUCCUCGAUUGGAUUCUACUCGGAUAGAGCCACUUUUGAAUCGAUACCGGAUGCAAUAUGGUGGGCUAUUGUUACCAUGACUACAGUUGGUUAUGGCGAUUCCUAUCCAAAGAAUAUUCCGGGUAGAUUUAUUGGAUGUCUGUGUGCCAUCUCAGGGAUAUUUGUGAUCGCCGUGUCCAUUCCAGUUCUUGUAAAUAAUUACAUUCUUUUUACAGGUUUUGCUAAUUUGCCAAUAAAAAGGCACUCAGAGGGUCUUACGUCAUUGCUCAAGUCCGAAUUUGACUCCAGGAGAGAAAGGAAGCAUUCACAAGAGACGGAACCAAUGACUUCCAUACAAAGUUCUUAG
Molecule: messenger RNA, 1535 nt
Organism: Saccostrea echinata
Lineage: Eukaryota; Metazoa; Mollusca; Bivalvia; Ostreida; Ostreidae
Product: potassium voltage-gated channel protein egl-36-like
Exons: 2
Coding region: 54-1535 (493 amino acids)
Biological process (GO): protein homooligomerization; potassium ion transmembrane transport
Cellular component (GO): voltage-gated potassium channel complex; membrane
Molecular function (GO): delayed rectifier potassium channel activity
Source: RefSeq, a predicted model, not a curated record